AUGGAUUCUGAUGAAGAAUUCGCAGAGGUCUCGACGUAUCGCGGUAUACCUGCCACAAUUAUAUUGAUAAAUGUGUUGGAAGAUAACAAAGUAUUAGAACUGGCACAUGCAGCGACAUGUCGGUUAGUCAGACAAUAUCUCAGAAGCGCCAGCUCACAGGUACUGGGUGUCUACCUGUAUGGAGUUAAAUCAACUGAUAACGACCAGGGUUUCACAGACUCCCAAAACAUAAAGGAAAUUAUUCCUCUUUCGCUCCCUUCACUAACAGACUUUAAAAACCUUAAAGCUUUGGACAUAAAUACAUACCAAAAAGCGGAGGAGUUAAAAUUAUCAGAUGUUCUCUGGCAUUGUAGCAAAACAUUUGCUAACUGUAAGAAACAAAUAUCUUCAUAUAAAGUAAUAAUGCUCACACAAUUAUUAAUAACCCCAGUUGCUUCAGAUUAUACCCCAACACUUAAAAGAGUUAAGGAUUUAAUAGAUUCUAAUAUUGAUAUUAUUGUAAUAAAUAUAUCAGAGUCUGAUUAUGAAAUUGAUACUUUUUAUUUCAAUUUUUUGAAAGAAGCAUGUAAAGGACAAGAUCCUGUUAUUCCGAAACCAAUUUUUGAUGCAACUGAAAUAGAAAAAUUUAUGCACAAGGAAUCACAUAGGCGCUUGGCAGUAUCUAAUUUGAACUUUGAAAUUGCAGAAGGUUUUUCUAUAGGAGUAGGAGUUUAUUCACUUAUAAAAAAAGCUGGAUAUACUCAUCAUAAAAAAGUUGAUCUUAAUCGAGAAACAAAUGCACUUGUCUCUAGUGUGACCAAUACUACAAAAGUAGAAGCAGAUUCUGAAGAAACUGAUACACCUAAAGAGUUACCAUUACUAAAAUCGGAGCUCCUCUUCUAUCAGGAAUAUGGCGGGGAACGAGUUGAAUUUACCGCAAAUGAAAUGAAAGAAAUAAGAAAUCCAUUUGGCCCACCCAUGAUGAAACUACUUGGCUUUAAGCCAGCAAGAAUGAUUUGCAAGGAGAAGUGGUUCUUGAAGAUGGGAUACUUCCUGUUCCCAAAUGAGAAGAUUAUAGAAGGAUCCACAAUUGCUUUCAAAGCUAUGCAUAAAGCUUGCUCCGAUUUGGAAAUGAUUGCCAUUAGUGUUUUGUGUACUAGAGUCAAUGCAAGACCAACAAUUGUAGCAUUAAACCCUUGUAAGAACCCAAAUGGAUUAGAUGUUGAUAUUGGUUUUGAUAUCAUACAUAUACCAUUUAUUGAAAAUACUAGAGAGCUAAAUAUCCCAGAAGAGGAUGAAGAACCUACUGAGCAGGCUCAUAAAGUUGUAAUGAAGGAUCUAUUAAGCAGAUUAAAGUUCAAUUAUAAACCUGAUAUGUUCGAAAAUCCUAAGUUACAGUCAGAAUAUCGAGCAAUAGAAGCAAUUGCUCUAGAAGAGGAUGAUAGUGAACCCUUCAUUGAUACCACAAAACCAAAUUCAGACUUGUUCCGCAAUAUCAAUGAAGAUAUAUUUGAAGAGCUAUUUGGUCCAUUUGGUAGUCUUACUAUUAAAAGAACUGCACCCUCAUCAACUAAUGGUGGAAACAAAAGGCCUAAAAUAGAUAUUGAUGAAGAUUUACUUGAACAUAGAUUAUGUAAUAGAAUUAUAGAAAAAUAUACUGUACCACAAUUAAAACAAAUACUUCAGUUCAAAGAUAUUAAUGGAUUGCCUGCUCUGACUGGGUUGAAAAAGACUGAACUCGUUGAGUUAGUGUAUAAACACUGUAAGUAG
Molecule: messenger RNA, 1749 nt
Organism: Leptosia nina
Lineage: Eukaryota; Metazoa; Arthropoda; Insecta; Lepidoptera; Pieridae
Source: the annotation of a GenBank genome assembly